Equus caballus (horse) is the source of this 2358-nucleotide messenger RNA. It is a transcript of the gene SMIM17, whose product is annotated as small integral membrane protein 17. Lineage: Eukaryota; Metazoa; Chordata; Mammalia; Perissodactyla; Equidae. The record is from RefSeq and is a predicted model, not a curated record.
CCCCGCAACCGCAAUGCGGGCAAGUGUCACUGUCGCCCCUCCGCUCCCCUUCGCCCUCCCCUGCAGGCACAGGCUCCCUGGGGCAAGGAGGACGGAAAAAGGUCUCUCACUUUCCCCUACGCCCCCCACCUCUCACCCGCAGCCUCCGCGUCUGCGCAGUCGCGGUUGCUGCGGCACCAACUCUGCAGUGCCAGGACAGGGUCUGGUUGGGGAGGUCCUCAGGUUCUGACUCCUGUUUUCCGGGGAAGCCGGCAGGACCCUGGAACGGGUGGAGAAGAAGACGUCUGCCUUGGAAGUUCCACCUCCUGGGGAGAUGCAGAAUCUCAGGCCUGAGCAACUGCGGGGGCUGCUGGAGCCCGAGAGGACCAAGACGCUGCUGCCUCGGGAGAACAGGGCCUGGGAGAAGCGCGCCUCCAUCACCAAAGACUGGGUGGCCGUGGAGGUUGGGGCCUCCAGCUGUGACACUGACGAGAAAGACCUGUCUUCUCAAGAGACUGGGCGUCCCCAGGAGUGGAGCUCCUUGGAGGAAGACGAUGAGUCAGAGGGCUCCCAGGGCUUUGUGGAGUGGCCAAAAGCUCCACAGCAAACGACCAUCGUCUUGGUUGUAUGUGUCCUUUUUUUGUUCCUGGUUUUAACGGGAAUGCCUAUGAUGUUUCACAUUUAACUAUAAUGGUGGCUAUUGUGUCAAAAUAGAUGCCCAGUGUCAUGUUGGGGAAGUGUCCUGGUUAAAAUUCAGGAAUGGGUAUUGGAUAUUAUCAAAUGCCCUUUAAAACAUCCAUCAAGAUGAUUUUUAUUUUGUAUUUAACCUUUGGCGUGAGGUUUUGUAUUACCAUAUUUCAUGGAACUUAAGACACCAUCGAUUGGAAAACACCUAUUAUUUUAUAUACCACUGAGAAAGUAAAAGACGCUACUUAAUUGUAAGAUGUUACCAACUAUAAGAUGCAUCCUGACCUGCCUUCAGAGAAGGAGAAAAAAACGUGCAAUUUAGGAUGGAUGAAAUCUGGUAGAUUCUUCAUUUCAAGUCAUCUUUGCAUUCUUAGGAUUGUCGUGCACCAGUCCUUUCAGAUACUGAAUUCUGUUUCUUGAUAUUUUGUGUAGGAUUCUCGCCUCUAUUUUCAUAUGCAAGAUUGGUGCUAUCUUUGUCAAGUUUUGGUAUCAUGGCUAAGCUCGCAUCUUAGAAGGACUUGAGUAACUUUUAUCCUUUUCUAUGCUUUUGAAUAGAUUCUCUAGCUUGAGAAGCAUCAACUCCUUGACAUUUUGAAAGAAUUUACCAGUAAUCAGGUCCUAUAUGGAGGGGAAGUUUCAGCUAAUUCUUGCAUGGCUUUCUCAGUUUCUUUCCAUGUUAUCAGCUUAUUAAUAUUUUUCAUUUCAUUAAUUUUGAUGAUUUAUAGUGUUCUUUUAUCCUCUAGAAUAUUCUUUUUAUUGAUCUUUUCAGAUUAUUAGCUUAAUUAUGCAUACUAUUUUAUAAUUAAACAAAAUAUCCUCUUUAUUUUGUCCUAUCGUUCCUUUCGACUUUUGUUUGUGGUUUACCCAUUAUUAGAUUUGUCAAAUGUUUAUCUAUUUUAUUAUUAUUUUUCUGAAGAGCCAGCAUUCAGAUUAAUUUACGUCCAUUAUUUCUCUAGUUUGUAAUCUGUUUUCCUUUAGUGUAGACUGGUUAUUUUUUAGUUAUUUCUUACUUGUCUCAAUUUUUAAGUUGAGUACUUAAUCGAUUUAUAUUCUCUUUUCUACAAAAUUAUUUGCAAUAACAGUAUAGUUAAUAGAUAAAUGUACUUCUGGCUAUAGCCUUGUGCACAUCUUUACGUUUGAUAGUUCAUGUUCUUGUUUAUGUUGUUGUCCAAAUACUAUAUUGUACUGUUUCUAAAGAGUGCUUGGAAACUCAGCGAUCCGGUUUAUUUAAAAAGUUUUCUUUUCUUUACUGCACUGUGAACAGAGAAUGUGGCCUAUAAUAUAUCUGCUUCCAAAACCUUUUUAAAAGCUUUUAUUGUGGACUAGAACAUGUCCUGUGUUUGCACUUGUUUCAUAGACAUUUGAGAUGAAUAUGUAUUUUCUGUCUGUAGAAUUCAAAACUCUACAUGUCCAUUAAUCAUCUCACUCAUGUCAAUUAUGUUGCUCAGAUUCCUGUGUUUUUUAAUUUUGGCCUACCCUGUUUGUCAAAACCCAGUAAGCUUACGUGAAAAUCUGUGAGUGCAAUUGUUUGUCAAUAUAUUUUUAUAAUCCUUGCUUUACAUAUUCCCUACUGUGUAACUUGAUGCAUAUAAGGACAGUACUGUUAUGUCUUUGCGAUCAAAUAACAUAUGUAAACACCAAGCACAGUGCCAGGUAUAGAGUGGCACUCAAUAAAUGUUGGUUAAAACCUGA